GAUGGAUUCACCUAGCUGAAGGCGCUCGGUCAUGCAUCCUCACCGGAUCACGAGUGGGAACCCCGUGCUCAACAUCUCCUGCAAUCGCUAGCCAGAUUAGACCAGACUAUCGUCGAUAUAUUGAUAGCCCAUCAAAUAUAUCUUCGAACCUCCUCACUUCUAUCUUUUGAUUUCACUUGGUGGGUACGAUUCAUAUUAGGUGUUACUGGUUAAAGCUUUGUCAAACUCCAAGUGCCUUUGGCAUCUUGAAGAUCAAUCGUUUCUUGAUAUUCGCUAAAUGAAGAAGGAACGAUUCGAGCAUGUUUGGGCAUCGUUCCAUUUGGUGAAACUCUAGAGCGACGUAAUUAUUUCCAAUAUAAUUCAUGAUACAAAUUGGCUUCUUUGCACUCCUUUAUAAAUUCAACAUUUGUCUUCGUUUCACUGAGCCUUGCCUUAUACUUCAGGUACUCGUUGGGAACCUUUAACGCAAAUUUUUGCUCAGAACCUUUCAUUAUAUUGAAAAUUCCCAUUUCGACAUUUGGUAAAUAAAGAAGUAACAAAUUGAGCUCGGAUUUUCACUAUAUUGAAAGCUUCUCGAUAUAUUGAUAUCCUAUCAAAUUUAUCUACGAACUAUAAAAAUCGCGCAUUGGUGAUAUUACUACUGCAUAGAAUUUCGCACGUGGGUCUGACAUGCCGUGUUAGUGGAAGUCAGCUUCUGCGUAGCAGAACCAAGCUCCUACGUUUUCAGACCGAAAUGGCACUAACUGAAGAGAGGGAGGUGAAAUAGUUUUGAUGUAAAAUAAUUUGGGAGUCUGUUCCGUCAUGGUGAAUAUAAAGUAUACCAGUGAACGAGAAAAAAUAUCCGAAAAUGUGAAAACGAUAUCACGGUGUGUAAAAACAACAAUCAAAAGGUAAUGUGGCUGGCUAGUAGUUGAAGAGGACGCGUAGCACGGUGUACCCAAUCAUGAUCUGUUGUGAGUGAUCGAGCACCUUCAGCAAAACCAGUGAGGUCGACUUCAGUGUCGACACAGGUUCGGCGUAGCGCAGUCCACAAAGUAUAAGGAAAAAAUACAUGUUGUGAAUUUCAUGGCAUGAAUUAAAGACAUUAUCAAGAAUUAUCUUACUAAACUUUCAUCUAGUGAACGAAGUAGUGCUUGUACAACAACCUGUCUUUGUUACAUCUGAUAACACAAGUGUAUAAAUACUGAUCGGACUGAGCUGUCAUUGUUACAGUUACAGUCUAUUUCGUAAAAUGUCUGAUCGCGAUUCUAGACUUAGAGCUAUCGAGUCAGCUGUCGGGAUUAUACCGAACUUUCCAGUGAAAGGCAUUCUCUUCCGUGACUUCUUUGGCGUUUUCAUGAAUCCUGUCUUAACCCAAUAUCUAUUGGAUGAAUUAUAUUAUGUGGCUACAUCCGAGGCAGCGCGUAAAUGUAAAAUAGAUGUUGUUGUGGGCCUCGAGUCACGCGGUUUUCUUCUUGGACCAGCACUUGCCCUUCGUCUGAACUGCUCCUUCGUCCCUAUUCGAAAAGCAGGAAAACUUCCAGGUCCUUGUUUCUCUCAUCGAUAUACAUUGGAAUAUGGAACUGAUACCAUAGAAAUCCAAAAGGAUGUUGUCAAUUCUGGUGAUAAUGUAUUAUUAUUGGACGAUGUUUUAGCCACUGGUGGAAGUCUUGAAGCUUGUGUUAAUUUGGUAAACCUAUCUGGAGCUAAGAUUUUAUUCAGCUUGUUGUAUAUGGAACUGAAGAAUCUGUCUGGACGUAAGAAACUAGAAGAUCUUGGCGUUCCUGUUUAUUCACUCUUCCAAGUUUGA
This is a messenger RNA of Schistosoma spindalis, 1789 nucleotides long. Lineage: Eukaryota; Metazoa; Platyhelminthes; Trematoda; Strigeidida; Schistosomatidae. The record is from the annotation of a GenBank genome assembly.